UGCAGUUAAAACUUUAAAGUGACUAACAUGCAAAGUUGCAAACGAUGUCUUUAUUGGUCUUCGUUUUCUCUUUGAACAUUGUCAAUUUGCAGCGCUUCUAAAAUUUACAGUGAAAAAGAAGAAGUUUUUGAGGUCAUUCCAUUAGAUAUUUGCCCAAAAAUCCAUCCUUGACUGAAAAGUCACGCAGCAUUGACAGAUUGAUUCAGCCAUAGCCAGAAAUCUGGAUUCCCGGAACCCAUUUACCCCAAAUUGCUCUUCAGUAAUACCCUGUUCUUCCCCUUCUCUAUUUUCUAUUUUUCGUUCCCCAAGUCAUCAUAUUAUUUUUCAUUUAUCUUUGGAAUUCUUCCAUUGCCGUCAUCCCAGAUAGAGGCUCGCACAUCAGGAAUCUGGAACCGUAUGCAACAUCUGGGAACUGAAAAGGGUCACGUUGGUGGUCUGUGCGUAAAGAAAUAGUUCAGAACCAAUGAAUUAGAGUCACCACAAGAGAAACAAGGCCCUGCGGUUAUGGAGGGAACAGGGUACGGAGGUACUGUUCCUGAACCUAGGAGAAGUAAAUCCAGUAGCCCCAAUUCUUCUUCACGUGUAUCUGGUGCUCAGCCUUCUCAAAUCGAUGAUGAACUUGGAGAUGAGAGUGUGUCUGAGGUGGGAGAUAUAGGGGAUCGAGCUCUUCACAGCAACAGGAGCAGUUCCAGUCAGACCUUCAGCUACUUAAAUGUGGAUGUUGUACUGCCGUCCUAUGGAUUUGGGUGUCGUGAUCAUACUGCAUCCCGUGUUACUCCAACUGUGCCUUUGCCAGAGGAAGUCAUAUCUCUUUCCGUUGAUGUGGUGCGCAACGAAGAUAAAAAACAAGAAAAUACAAAUAAGUUGCCGAAGUGGUUGGAUUAUGGUUCAUCUAUGACACAUUUAGCCUUCUUUGGUAUUCUUGGGGUCUUGACGAGGAAUCUACUGCAAAAAUUAUUUGGCCCUGGAGUUGCUGGUGUGACAAGUGACCAAACAAUUCUUUACCUCGACCUUCCUUCUAAUAUGGUUGGUUCUUUCUUGAUGGGAUGGUGGGGCAUUGUUUUCAAAGCAGAUAUAGCCUAUGUGUCAGAUUUUUUGGCUAUUGGAUUGUCAACUGGUUAUCUCGGAAGCCUUACUACUUUCAGUGGUUGGAACCAGAAAAUGCUUGAACUCAGUGUUCAGGGCCAUUGGCUUUUUGCUCUGCUUGGAUUUGUAAUAGGUUUAUUUCUUGCGGCAUACUCUAUUAUCUUUGGGAUAGAGACAGCUAAGGGUUUCAGGCACCUUCUAAAAAGGUGUUCAGGGUCUGAUACUACUAGCUCCAGAAAGACCUUUAGGGUUGGCAGUUACAAACGUCACGUGGCAGUUUGGGCAGUGUUGUUGGUGAUGCUAGGUUGCCUUUGGAGUGUGAGUGGAAUCUUGAUGGAGGAGGAGUUCAGGAAUGACAGCAGUGAGACACAUCUAUGGUUGGCCUGCAUUGUUGGACCUGUAGGUGUGUGGAUCAGGUGGUUCUUGGCUCGACUCAAUGGACGUGGAUUAGGAAAGACACAGUUGUUGAAAUGGGUUCCAUUUGGUACUCUGAUUGCAAAUGUAUCAGCAGCUUGUAUCAUGGCAGCCCUUGCGACUGUGAAGAAAGAGGUUAAUACCAAGACUUGCGACAUCAUUGCAAAUGGAGUGCAAUUCGGUUUCUUGGGUUGCCUGAGUACUGUUUCUACCUUCAUUUCUGAAUUUGAUGCAAUGAGAGAAAGUAAACAACCCUGGAAAGCUUAUGCGUACGCCAUGGUUACAGUAUGUGCCUCCUUCUUUUUGGGGACCCUAAUAUUUUCAUUACCAGUUUGGACAAAGGCAUACAGAUAGAACAUGUUCAUGUUGCUUGGCCAGCCUCCUCGUCUUAUUCCAUACAUGCACAAAACACCUCACACCCUGGUGCCUUUCGAACUCGCCACAAUUGUGAUGAUAAUUUCACCCGAUCACCAACAGAUAUUGGAUAAACGACAGCUAAAUUUUGUACCAUUGUAGUUCGGAGAAAUUGUAAUCAAUAAUCUUCUGCAAUAUAAGUACGUCUGUAACAUUUCUUCCGAGAUUACUGUAAAUUUUCAAUUCAAGGCAAACAAAG
Molecule: messenger RNA, 2113 nt
Organism: Argentina anserina (silverweed cinquefoil)
Lineage: Eukaryota; Viridiplantae; Streptophyta; Magnoliopsida; Rosales; Rosaceae
Product: fluoride export protein 1
Exons: 8
Coding region: 505-1854 (449 amino acids)
Biological process (GO): fluoride transmembrane transport
Cellular component (GO): plasma membrane
Molecular function (GO): fluoride transmembrane transporter activity
Source: RefSeq, a predicted model, not a curated record